AUGGUGGCAAAGAUCAUGCGCAAGCGACAAGACGAGAUGGCUCGGCGCUCGCAUCUGCUGAACCCACGGUAUGCUAAGACGCACGGUGCAGAUCUCAAGGCCGUCACCAGCCAGAUCAACGAGAAGCAGAUCGUGGCGGCUGCUGCUGCCGAGGCGGAGGCCGACGACGCGAAGCUCCAGCAGGCGCAGGAGCAGGUGCUGAACGCGAUCGAGGAGGCGAAGAGCAGGUACCGGCGGGACAAGCAGGUCGAGACCGUGCAGUACUCGCUGCAGAACCUGAGCAAGGAGUCGCGCCGAGAGUACGACCUCAGCGACCCAAACCGAUUGAAGAAUGCCCGGCUGCCAAAGGAUGGCAUCGGGUCCGACGGCCGUGAACUGGGCGCGGCUGCCAUGACGAAUUUCCAAGGCGAUCUGGAUGUCAAAGAGAUUCAGAAGAAGCAGCGCGCCAUGCAGAAGGAAUGGCUGGCGCAGCAGGUGCAGGAGAAGCAGAUGCGUGCGGAGGCAGAGCGCGAAGCCGAGAAGCAGGACGCGAAUGAGAUCCUCACCAGCACCAUGUUGCGCGAGACGAUCGAGGCCGUCGAGGCGCAGGAGGCGCAGCAAGACCGAAUGGAGCUGCUGGAGGCGAACAAGCAGCUGGCCGCCGAGAAGCAGGCGCGCAAGGAUGCGAAGAGGGAGAAGGAGGCGAUGAUCCACACGCGGAUUGUCGACAAGGGUGCGACGGAUGAGCGCUUGAACGAGGUGCACGAUUACAAGCUCAACACCAAGGGAAGAUUGAUACGGGACGAGUACAAGCGACUGACUUAUGAGCAAGAGCAGGCGAUUCACGACGCCAACGCCCAGAUUGUCCUCGAGAAGCAGGCCGCGAGGAAGAAGGAGCUGGCCGCCGCGCGCGAGAACGACGAGGAGGUCAUGGGCGCCUGCGCGCUCAUGGACCAGCUUCAGGGCCUGGCGCAGGAGCAGGCGAAGGAGCGGCGCCUGAGGAUGGUCGCGGAAAACCAGGCCAUCGCCAACAUGAAGAGCCAGAAGGACGCCGAGGAGAAGGCUGCGUACGCAAUCUGGGAGCCCAGCGGCACGGCGCCUCGACUGGGGCACGGCAAGUGA
Molecule: messenger RNA, 1101 nt
Organism: Prorocentrum cordatum
Lineage: Eukaryota; Dinophyceae; Prorocentrales; Prorocentraceae
Source: the annotation of a GenBank genome assembly